AUGACGGAACCCGGCGCUUCUCUGGAGGACCCCUGGGUCAAGGUGGAGUAUGCCUACAGCGACAACAGCCUGGACCCCGGGCUUCUUAUAGAAAGCUCCCGCAAGGGGAGCGUAGUGUCCAGAGCUAAUAGCAUCGGUUCUACCAGUGCCUCUUCCGUCCCCAACACAGAUGACGAGGACAGUGAUUACCACCAGGAGUCCUACAAGGAGUCCUACAAGGACCGGCGCCGGCGAGCACACACACAAGCUGAGCAGAAGAGGAGGGAUGCUAUCAAGAGAGGUUAUGACGACCUUCAGACCAUCGUCCCCACCUGCCAGCAGCAGGACUUCUCCAUUGGCUCCCAGAAGCUCAGCAAAGCCAUCGUCCUGCAGAAGACUAUUGACUACAUCCAGUUUUUGCACAAGGAGAAGAAAAAGCAGGAGGAGGAGGUGUCCACACUACGAAAGGACGUCAUGGCCCUAAAGAUCAUGAAAGUGAACUACGAACAGAUUGUGAAGGCACACCAGGACAACCCCCACGAGGGGGAAGAUCAGGUUUCUGACCAGGUCAAGUUCAAUGUGUUUCAAGGCAUCAUGGACUCGCUGUUCCAGUCCUUCAAUGCUUCCAUCUCCAUGGCCAGCUUCCAGGAGCUGUCGGCCUGUGUGUUCAGCUGGAUUGAGGAGCACUGUAAGCCUCAGACCCUACGGGAGAUCGUGAUCGGCGUCCUGCACCAGCUGAAGAACCAGCUUUACUGA
This is a messenger RNA of Pipistrellus nathusii (Nathusius's pipistrelle), 735 nucleotides long. The record is from the annotation of a GenBank genome assembly. NCBI's taxonomy places the organism in Eukaryota, Metazoa, Chordata, Mammalia, Chiroptera, Vespertilionidae.